GAGGGACCCGGUGCCAUGGUGCACCUCACAGCGCCCUGUGCGCCACUCAAAUCGCUCCGGGAGGAAACGGCGAGCGCCAGACGGAGGAAGUGAGGUCACACUGAACAGCAGCACGCGGAAGCUGCCUGUAGAGAAGCUGCGCUGUGAUUGGUCGCCGGUGGGCAGCGCGUGGCAGCGUUGGAGUGGCGCGCGCGCGAUCCUGUGUGUGUAUGUAAAUGAGUGUUAAUAACACGACGUCAUCACUUUAAUCAGCGCGCGCACACUUUCCAGAGCUGUGGAUGUGUACACGUGACUUGUUGUUAGGAUCCCCAGCACUGCUGCUUCCGGUUUCCUGUGGAAAAGGAGUUUUACCGAGUGUGUGUCGCACCCCACUGGCCAUGCUGAGUGUGUGUGCUGUGCUGCUGAUUGCAGCAUUCAGUGCUGUGUGUUCCAUGAACUCUAACACACACACACCGCGACAAGGACACGACUCCAACCUGGAGAUCUAUAAGCGUCUGUUUGAAGUGAAGAGGAAGGAUCAGCUGAACGCGCUGAAGAACCUGGUGGAUCUGAACGAUGUUAAUCAGCAGUACAAAAUCAUUGACAUCAUGUUGAAGGGGCUCUUUAAGGUACUAGAGGACUCGAGAGCUGUUCUUGUAGCUGCGAAUCUGCAGCCAGAUGAUCCGUUUCCUCUGGAUGAUAAGAUUAAAGAAGCAUACUCCCAUGUGGUGGAGAACACGGCGUUUUUCGGGGAUGUAGCUCUGCGUUUCCCGCGUAUCGUCCAUCAUUACUACGACCGUAAUGCUGAGUGGGGGAAGAUGCUGCGCUGGGGGCUGAGCUUCUGUAACCAGUCAGGAGUGUUUACCGGAGGGAGUCACCAACAAGUCCUCACGCUGAUGUCUCAGGAGCUGGGCAUCACAGAGAAAUCUCCAGACUUCAUUAACCCUUACCGUACCGACAAAGAUGAUGUACUCCACACCGCAGAGGCCUUCCAGAGAAUUCUUCGUGAAGAACAGAAGCGCAGGAGGAAGGAGGAGAAGAGGAAAGAGAUGAGGAAAGGGCCACGGAUUUCCCGCUCUCGCUCUGAACUCUAACCCCCCGCCGGAGGAACGCUGAGGCGGGGACGGAGACGCGCUCGGAUCUGCGAGUCAGAGCUCCAGCAGGUGUAGAUGAGGUAGAGGAGCAGGUGAACAACAGGUCAGAGAGAGAGAGAGAACCGAUUACACAGAAACGGAGGAGAAGUGAGCGCUGCAUUACAUUUACAAUCUGAGUGAAGUUCAGCUGUGACGCUUUAUCAGAGUUUAUACUGUUUCACUGUAACGCUGGGAGAGAAUGAGUGAAUAAUAUAUGUAAUGUAAAGCAAAAAUAAUGAGCUUUAUUAAACUGUAUAAAUGUGUGAGAUUGUGUUUAUAAUGUUUAGGUAGGAUGUAACGCCUUGUGUUCUAAUCCUGUGUCUAACACUUCCCCUUGUUGACUUCCCCUGCAUCGUAGGCCAUGUGCAGAAACUUCAUUUUCAUCUCCAUCAUUUUCUGAAAUCACUGUGUACGCUCGCUUCAUUCUUAAACAACACCGCGGAGAUCACUCAGCCAAGGGGUGAUGUUAAAGCGGGAUUGGAACACAGCCGUGCGAGCUCAGGGGAAGAAGGGGAAUUCCUUUAGUGCACAACUGACAGUCUGAUUUUUAUACAGUGAUGUGUUGCAGAAGGACAGAAGAGAUUUAGCAGAAUUUUCAUACCUGAACUAGACGUCUAGGUUAGUUCGAGGUUCAAGAUUUAAUCGUGUGUGUGUGUGUGUGUGUGUGUGUGUGUGUGUGUGUGUGU
This is a messenger RNA of Neoarius graeffei (lesser salmon catfish), 1798 nucleotides long. RefSeq names its product coiled-coil domain-containing protein 134-like. The transcript is spliced from 8 exons. The coding region runs from base 279 to 1073 and encodes 264 amino acids. NCBI's taxonomy places the organism in Eukaryota, Metazoa, Chordata, Actinopteri, Siluriformes, Ariidae. The record is from RefSeq and is a predicted model, not a curated record.